UGAUCAUAAUACGGUGGAAGUGGAGCUGUCAUCGGCUUUGCAGCUUGUAACGCAACUCCCAUCAUCGAUCAUUGAUUUAUUAAGAUCAGACCUAUAAAAGAAACCGUUCUUCCAGCCCGAAUCGAACACUCUCCGAAACCCUUGUUGGGUUCUAAGCCAAAUCUCUCAGCCUGCAGGCCCAAACCGUUCAAUAUCGAAGCUGAUGGAUGUUUAACGCAAAAAAACAUCACGGUACUAAAACCCUUAGGCUGGGGUAGUCGAAAUUUAAGCACUGCAACGAGAGCUGCGUGUCUUGCUUGGAUUCGAUGAUAAAAAUCAUGACCCGGGGACCUGGAGAUGAGCGCACUCUGUUUAAUGCCAGACUCCUUUCCACUGAUCAGAUUCAGAAGGUUCCACUUCAGCUCCCUGGAAAAUUUCAAUCGUCAACGUUAAAAGUCAGCGCACGCUCUACGUGUGACAUCCUUGAAUUUACUAGCAUGACAGAGGCGUCAGGCCAGGUUCCAUAUGUGUAUGUAAAAAGGUCUAGUGAUGUUUCACUCCUACUCUCAGUCUCUAGAGUACUCAUUCGAUUCCGAACUUACUGCUUCUUGUCUCCUCAAGUUGACAAGCAGAGGGCGCGGGAAUCUUGCUCUAACAUUCUCUCCAGCGGCCCAGGUCAGGCAAUCACUAUUGUAGUCGGAGGCGCUGCUGAGAGCUGGAGCGCAAGACCUGGUACGGCAUUACAUGGAGGUCGAAGCGACGCUCGGAACGGGUGUCUGGGGAUAAGACGAAUAAUUUGACGAUGCACGUCGUUUCGGAUCAAAGAACGAUGUUUGGCUGGUGCAAUUGUUACCAAGAAUUGCCAUAAAUAAUGUGUCAUCCGCACAUGACAUCAUAAGUUGCAACAUCGUCAUCGCUUGUGACCUACCUACUUAAGUCCUACCUACCGCAAUUUUAAUCCUCACUUAAUCCUUCAUCAUGCCCAGGACGGCUAC
Messenger RNA from Suillus discolor, 974 nucleotides. RefSeq lists its product as uncharacterized. The transcript has 6 exons. Lineage: Eukaryota; Fungi; Basidiomycota; Agaricomycetes; Boletales; Suillaceae. Bases 306 to 779 code for a protein of 157 amino acids. The record is from RefSeq and is a predicted model, not a curated record.